Molecule: messenger RNA, 156 nt
Organism: Letharia columbiana
Lineage: Eukaryota; Fungi; Ascomycota; Lecanoromycetes; Lecanorales; Parmeliaceae
Exons: 1
Coding region: 1-156 (51 amino acids)
Source: RefSeq, a predicted model, not a curated record
AUGAGAGGUAACGCUCAAGGAUUGACGAUGAAGCUAGCAGCGAUGCGAUCGCGGUUGAGAACCCGAGAAGUCAGCACAAGAAAGCAGGUUGGUGAUACUGCAAGCCUGGUCAAUGAGGAAGAAAGGCCAUUGGAGGACGCGAGGCAAGAGCUGUAG